Molecule: messenger RNA, 831 nt
Organism: Serendipita indica DSM 11827
Lineage: Eukaryota; Fungi; Basidiomycota; Agaricomycetes; Sebacinales; Serendipitaceae
Source: the annotation of a GenBank genome assembly
AUGUCGAAGCGUAUCACUCAGCAAACUUACGGGGAACGAUCGAAAAACUAUACAAAUCCGGCAGCAAGAAGACUGCUGGAGAUUAUGGAUCGCAAGAAAUCGAAUCUUUGCCUAAGCAUCGACGUAACCACGACUGAAAAGAUUCUGAACAUCGUGGAUGCCACGCACGUCGACAUCAUCGAAGACUUCAGCGAAGAAUUUAUCACUAGACUUAGGCAACUCAGUGACAAAUAUGACUUCCUCAUCUUUGAAGAUCGCAAGUUUGCAGAUAUCGGGAAUACGGUCGUGCAUCAAUAUUCUCGCGGAAUACAUAAGAUUGCAAGCUGGGCGCAUAUCACUAAUGCCCAUCCUCUGCCGGGCCCAGGUAUUAUCACCGGUCUAGCUUCAGUCGGGCUUGCAUCGGGAAGGGGUCUACUUCUCUUAGCAGAGAUGAGUUCGGCGGGAUGUCUGGCCAAAGGAUCAUACACCGCCGCCGCGGUACAAAUGGCACGAGAGAAGAGGGAUUUUGUGAUUGGAUUUAUUGCGAUGCAGAGGGUCGAGACCCUUUAUCCACCUAUGGAUGUCGCGAAAGCGUCUGCUGAUCCUGGAGCUGUCGAGGACUUUUUAAUCAUGACGCCCGGAGUCGGCUUGGACGUUGCGGGCGAUGCAAUGGGUCAGCAAUAUCGCACACCGCAUGCUGCGGUUUACGAAAGUGGAAGCGACAUUAUAAUUGUCGGCAGGGGAAUAUAUGGCAAAGGUGACGAUGUGGAGGAGAUGAAGAGGCAAGCCGAGCGGUACCGACAGGCGGGAUGGGAAGCGUAUCUCUCGCGGCUUCAGACCAUCGCACAGUAA